AUGGAAACAAUGGAGAACAAUUCAAGAGAUGAAUACCAGGAAUUUGAAUUGCCACCAGGAUUCAGGUUUCAUCCAACAGAUGAAGAACUCAUAACUCACUACCUCUCCCAAAAGGUUCUUGAUAAUUGCUUCUGUGCUAGAGCCAUUGGGGAGGUUGAUUUGAACAAGUGUGAACCAUGGGACUUGCCUUGGAGGGCCAAAAUGGGUGAAAAGGAGUGGUACUUUUUCUGUGUUAGGGACAGAAAAUACCCAACUGGUUUAAGGACAAAUAGGGCCACUGGUGCUGGCUAUUGGAAGGCCACAGGCAAAGACAAAGAGAUAUACAGGGCAAAAGUACUUAUUGGAAUGAAGAAAACUUUGGUUUUCUACAAAGGAAGAGCUCCAAGAGGUGAAAAAACAAACUGGAUCAUGCAUGAAUACAGAUUAGAGGAGAAACAUUCCAUGCAUAAUGAAUGGGCUAUCUGCAGAGUUUUUCAGAAGAGUUCUUGUGGAAAGGAAAUGCAUAUUCCUGAGUUGGUGAGGCUCAGCUCCUUUGAAAAAGAACUUCCUCCAUUGAUGGAUUCUUCUCCAUUCUAUAGUGAAGCAAAAACUGCUGCUGGGGAAUCAUCACACAUGACCUGCUUCUCAGAUCCAAAUCAAACUGAGGAUCCAAUGACACAAGAUGACAUAGUUGAUAGCUUUGAAACUUCUAUGUUGGCAUCUUCAUAUUCUUCAAACCCCUCUGAUAUUUCCCCUGCCUCAUGGACUUUUACCCAAGCUGCCCCUACUUUGUCCCACCAAUCCACACAAAUUGCACACCAAGUUGGGAAUUCACUGUGCCAAGAUUAUUUUAUGAAUCAAGAACAGUCCAUGUUGAGGAUGUUGAUUGAAAACCAUGAACCAAGUUCAAAGCAGAAAGCUCAGGAAAGAGACUUUGAUGCUGACACCUCCUCUUUGAUGUACAUCGAUCAAAUGUUUCAGUGA
Gastrolobium bilobum is the source of this 963-nucleotide messenger RNA. RefSeq names its product NAC domain-containing protein 92-like. The record is from RefSeq and is a predicted model, not a curated record. Gene Ontology annotation, biological process: regulation of DNA-templated transcription. Lineage: Eukaryota; Viridiplantae; Streptophyta; Magnoliopsida; Fabales; Fabaceae. The coding region runs from base 1 to 963 and encodes 320 amino acids. Gene Ontology annotation, molecular function: DNA binding. The transcript is spliced from 3 exons.